UCAAAACAUGAGCAAACCACCCAAACCGUCCGAAAGCACCGUGCCGGGACUGGGCCGGGUCAAGAGCCGCCCAAUUGCCUAAACCCUCCGCAGGGUUUUGAAUCGGAGCGACAAUGGUGAUCGAGACUUUGAAGAAACCCUAGUUGAUUGCCGGAAAUAGCAGAUGAAGAUAGGUUUAGCUCUAAAUAGAAGGCAUUUCUAGUCGUAUUGAGUUCAGAACAAUUGCACUGGCGCCAGUUUGACUCGAGCAGUAAGGUUGCAGAAUGCCUUCGAAGAAGAAGAGCUCCAAGACACCCUCUAAACCCGAUCGGAGCGGCAAUAUCUCAUCUCCUGCAUCUGUAUCGUCGGCUUUCGACCCGAGGGAGGACCAAUUGCUGUUGUCACUUGGGGAAGCUUCGGCAAAGUUCCCAUCUCUGAUUUCCCCAACUGACUUUGUUGGUACAGUUGUGGAGGAUCCGGUUUCAGACACUAGAGGAUGCAAAAUCUGGCUUUCUGAAUCUGCUAUGGUUUCUUCUUCCAUUCAGCCUGGCUGUAUUGUUUCGGUAUCCCUUUUGUCUUUGGAUAAAGUUCAAAGCCACUUUCCUUUGAGUGCCCUGCCAGAAGAAUGUGCAAGAUACUUUGGUUUUGAAUUGCCGGAUAAUAUAGCUAAUGAAGUUGGGGAGUUCUUUGCCUUGGCUGUCGUAUUUCCAUCUUCUAAGGUAUUAAAAAAUGGAGUGCGCCUGUCCUUGAAUCUUUCAUAUACUAUGGGUUGCCCUGCUUCCGGAAGAACUGUCUUUGUUCAUCCCAUUGAGCACCAACUCUCAACUGAGAAUGGAAAUGGUAAUCAACGUGGUCUUGCGGUGAAUUGUAUAUCAUUAGACAACUCCAAGGAAUUAUAUCUUUCCCCAGUAUGUUUGAAGAAUAAAGUUGAAAUAGAAGGUGAAGAUGAAUAUGGACAUGUUCAAGUUAGCAAUAUUUCAUCCCCAAGAACUCCAUCACUUCCACAGUCUCAGCUUAGCUCUCCAAUUUCAAUGCGAUCUCAUUCAUCAAAUUAUGAUAGAUCUGUAUCAAAGUCACCUCAUAUUUUCCCUGCAUCUGUUGAUAUGAAAAAUGUGGAGCAAAUUUUAGAGGAUGAUUCAUCAAGGAAACUUUUGGAAACCUGCACAAUGUCAUGGUUAAGUUCGCGAAAUUUACUGUCAGGAAAUUUUGUUGUAGUCCCAAUAUUGUCAGGGCUAUGUGUUCUCCAGGUUGUAGGCUCCAAAAGAAUGUUCUCAAAUAGUGAAAGUUGUAAUGGUAAGAAUGUUAUCUCCUCUCAGGAUCCACACUCUCCAAAAGACAUGGUGUGUGCUUUAUCUAUAAAUUGGGGAAUGAAAAUACACCUGCUUUCACCAAGAAACCUUAAAAAUGGAAGUUCUGUAGAAGAUCCUUUGGCGCAUCCAACCCUUGGACAUGAGAGUGAUACAAAUAAUAUAGGAAAAAGCUUCCCCAAGUUAGGAGGCCUUUUCAAAGAGCUGGAAGCAUUAAAGCAAAUCAUAGAUUCACCAGCGCGAGUUGCACUUUCAAGCUAUGGUUUACGUCCUACAAAAGGAGUACUUAUUCAUGGGCCACCGGGAACAGGAAAGACUACUUUGGCUCGAGUAUGUGCACAUAAGGCUGGUGUUAAAAUGUUCUUAGUGAAUGGACCUGAAAUUAUUAGUCAAUAUCAUGGGGAAACCGAACAAGCUUUGCAUGAGGUGUUUAAUAAAGCUAGCCAGGCUUCGCCCGCAGUUAUUUUCAUUGACGAGUUGGAUUCUAUUGCACCUGCUCGUAAAGAUGGUGGAGACGAGCUAUCUCAAAGAAUUGUUAGCACUCUCCUGAAUUUGAUGGAUGGAAUUGAUAGAAAUGAUGGGACAGUAAUACUUGCUGCAACAAAUCGGCCUGACAGUAUUGAGCCUGCACUUAGACGGUCUGGAAGGCUUGACAGAGAAAUUGAAAUUGGUGUUCCGUCUUCAAGUCAGCGUUCUGAAAUAUUACUUGCUCUUCUUAGUGAAAUGCACCAUUCACUUUUGGAUAAGAAUAUAGAAGACCUUGCAUCGAUCACUCAUGGUUUUGUUGGGGCUGAUUUAGCUGCUCUCUGCAAUGAGGCAGCAAUGGUAUGCCUUCGGCAAUAUGCUAAGUCAAAGGAGGUAGGAACAAAAAGAGAACUAAUUGUAACGCCAGAAGAUUUUGAGAAGGCUAGAGUAAGAAUAAGGCCAAGUGCCAUGAGAGAGGUAAUUCUUGAAGUUCCUAAAGUUAGCUGGGAAGAUGUUGGUGGUCAAUUGGAGGUUAAAGCACAGUUAAUGGAAGCUGUAGUUUGGCCUCAGAAGCACAGGGAUGCUCUUGAGCGUAUUGGAACUCGUCCCCCCGGUGGAGUAUUGUUGUUUGGACCUCCUGGAUGCAGUAAAACACUUUUGGCUCGAGCAGUAGCUUCUGAAGCUGAAUCGAAUUUUCUUGCCGUGAAGGGCCCUGAGCUUUUCAGCAAAUGGGUUGGUGAAUCUGAAAAGGCAGUGCGCAGUUUAUUUGCAAAGGCCCGGGCUAAUGCCCCUUCAAUUAUAUUUUUUGAUGAAAUCGAUGGUCUUGUUGUAACUCGUGGAAAAGAAAGUGAUGGAGUCUCAGUUGGUGAUCGUGUUAUAACUCAACUACUUGUUGAAUUAGACGGUUUGCAACAAAGGGAUGGUGUCACUGUUAUUGCUGCCACAAAUCGACCAGAUAAGAUAGACGGCGCUCUUCUCAGACCUGGACGUCUUGACCGACUACUUUAUGUGGGACCACCAAAUCAAAAGGAUCGAGAAGAGAUAUUCCGUGUUCAUUUACGCCAGAUGCCGUAUAGUUCAGAUGUUUGCAUCAGUGAACUUUCUCUUCUUACCAAAGGCUGUACCGGUGCUGAUAUCGCACUUAUUUGUCGUGAAGCAGCAUUUGCAGCUAUGGAAGAGAACUUAUCUGCCUCAGAGAUCACAAUGGCACACCUGAAAGUUGGACUUGAGCAUGUACGACCAGCUGAUUUCCAUUUGUAUGAGAAGCUGUCAAUGAAGUUUCAAAGACUUGUUCGUUCAACUGCUGUGGUGGAUAAUCACGAAUGUGAACCAGACUAAUGUUGUCCAGUCCUAUGCAUCUCUGGGGGCGGUCAUGCUAGUUUCUGCUAUUGUAACAUCCAGAAUACCCCUGGCUUCAAGUCAAGAACACCAGCAUGUUCGUAAUUGUAACUACAAAAGCCACUACCUGCUUCACUUCAAAAUUUGAGAUCAUUGAUCACAAGAUAUGAAAGGUGUUUUCGGUGAAAGUGAAAAAACUCUCAAGUGAACUACUGAAGACCUCCUGGGAUUAGCUUAGACUCUGAAUCUGUGAUGCCCUGUUACUAUAGUUACCAUGUGUUUGUUUGGGGAUUUAGAUUUUGGUUUUGGUUUGGUAUUUGAAUAGUAAAAGUUUUAAAUUUGAAUAGUUGUAUGAUAGUGAUAUAAAUAUGUAUUGAUGUCAUUUUUUGAAUGUAUAAAUUAAUUUUUUUUGUAUAAUGUAGAAAAUAGAAAUUAAGUGUUUGAUUUGAUAUUUUUGGGAAAAAAUAUUCGAUAGUAGUAAAAUUUUGGUGAAGGUUAGAUAU
Messenger RNA from Andrographis paniculata, 3592 nucleotides. Its product is annotated as calmodulin-interacting protein 111. The transcript has 12 exons. Bases 264 to 3089 code for a protein of 941 amino acids. The record is from RefSeq and is a predicted model, not a curated record. Gene Ontology annotation, molecular function: ATP binding; ATP hydrolysis activity. NCBI's taxonomy places the organism in Eukaryota, Viridiplantae, Streptophyta, Magnoliopsida, Lamiales, Acanthaceae. Gene Ontology annotation, cellular component: chloroplast; cytoplasm.